GUGAUGAACCGACUAGUAAAUUACGAUUGACUUGAGAGUUGCUGAUUGUAGGCGACUUUUCCGAUGUACAGUGACUCAAAGCGGACAAGUUUCUGCCGAUGUAGGAGUUUGUUUUCUUCUAACGGAAACGCUUUGGGGUUUUCACAGGCACCAUUAAGUAAAGUUUUGUCUGGAUAUCGUGGCCAUAAUGUCAGUAAACUGCAGAGCAGCCAUCCAGGGACCAGGGCAGCGUGUUAAAUUCAGGGGCUAGCUGGCCUGCUGUACCCCCUGUAAAGGGUGGCAGCUGGAGUGGCUGCUGGGAUGCUACGGAAGAGCAGCAGCAGUUCUGGUGGUGGUGGGACUAAAAAGCAUACCCAGGGUUUGCCACGACAUCUCUCCAAGCCCCACACAGGAUCUCUGUCAGCUGGAUCCACCAAGACCUGGGAUAUGGGCCGUAGUUCCAAGAACCCCAAUCCUCUGAGCAGCAUGUGGCUGACGUCUAACCUGGUGGGGGCACCGGGAGUGGAUCCGGACUAUGUAAUGCAUCUGGUGAAUGAUGUGCGCGGGUUCGCUGAUGUUUUGCUCAACCUCAAGGAGGCUUUCCAGUGUAAAGAGAAUCUGGAAGGUCUUCAGCAGGUGGUGCAGGAACGUUUGGCAGAGUUACUCCGCGUCCUCAAAGCUGUCAUCAGCAAACACCAGACCCUGAACUCAGCGGACAUCCUGGGAGCGGCUGGCACGGUCAUUGCCAAGGUCAAAGCUGUUAACUUCAAGGAAGUGAACCCAGAAAACACAAAAGCUAUAUUUGGCGAAAUACACACAUCCAUUGACACUUUGGCAUUCACAUUCGGCAAUGUAGUUUCUGACUUCCUUAUGGGCGAUGUGGACAGUGGCUCAGGGUUGGGGAUCCCCCAGACCAGGAGAAGCAGGUCUUUUGACAACCUCUCUGUGGAUCCUGAAGGAUAUGUUUCAGAGAAAAGUGACCUUGUGGGCCCAGAGGUGCCGCUGUCACGGGAGGAAGAAGUUGACUUGGCCCUGCUGAAGAAUGACGGUGGGGUGGAGUCUGCUCUACUCUACGCCAAGGCCUGGUCCAAGUAUAUCAAAGAUCUGCUGGCCUGGAUGGAGAAACGACUGGCUAUGGAUAUUGAGUAUGCAAAAAGUUAUGCCAAAAUGGCUGAGUCUGCAAUGACACUGGCCAGUCAACAGGACUACAUGCCAUUCAGUGAUAUCUACGUUUCCACAUUCAAGAACGACAUUGAAUACAAACAGCUGCUUAUUCAAACUGCAAUUGCUCUUCAGACGAAUAAAUUCAUACAGCCUCUUCUGGCACGUAAAAAUGAACUUGACAAGUUGAGGAAAGACAUCAAGGAGCAGUGGCAGAGGGAGCAAAAGAAAAUGCAAGAGGCAGAUACAACCUUGCGAAAGGCACGAGUGCUGAAAGCCCAGAGGAGAGAGGAGUACCAGAAAGCCCACUCAUCUACCAACCGCUCCCAGGAGGAGCAGUCUAAUGCUGGGAGCAAACAGCUGGAGAAGAAGAGGAAGCUGGAAGAGGAGGCUCUGCAGAAGGCAGAGGAGGCCCAGGACCAGUACCAGAGCUGUUUGGAUGACGCAGGCGUCAAGAGGAUGGAUCUGGCUAACGCCAAGAGCACCAUCCUCACACAAAUAAGAGAGAUGGUGUUCCAGUGUGACCUCACACUCAAAGCUGUGACAGUGAACUGGUUUCAGAUGCAGCAGGCGCAGACUGUGUCGCUCCCUGCCCAUUAUCAGGCCCUAAGCGAGAGUGCCAAGUUGUACGAACCGGGUGAAUGCUACGCCGAGUUUGUCCGGAACCUGCCCAAAAAUCUGCCUAAAGAGCGAGUGCACUUAGACUCCACCUCCUCUGACAAUACCAGGUUUGUGUUCAACAAAAGGUCAGUGGGCAGCACUCAUUCCUCCCACGGCAACCUGUCGCAGGCAUCCAUCACCUCCUGUGAUGUGCUGAGUGGAGACGAAGUGGACAAUCACCUACUCCGGCCUGCAAAGAUCAGCGAGCGCAGGUCCAACAGCAGCACGGACAUACAAGCACUGAGGAGCCAGGCCACACUGAGAGCCUGGGCCUCCAGUAGUCAGGGGAGCCAGGGCGGGAUGUGCAGUGACUCGGAGAGCGCAGGAGGCAGCAGCGAAUCCAGGUCCAUGGACUCACCCACCGCCAGUCCAGGUGACUUUAAACGACGGCUGCCGAGGACUCCCUCUACUGGGACCAUGUCUUCUGCUGAUGACCUGGAUGAGAGAGAGCCACCAUCGCCCUCAGACAAUGGUUUGGCAGAGAUGGUGACAGAGACAGCCAGUUCUCCGGGUCCCUUCCGAAACGCUCAGAUGUCCAAAGCUGCUCAAACCCAUAAGCUACGAAAACUACGAGCCCCAUCUAAGUGCAGAGAGUGUGACAGUUUGGUGGUUUUCCAUGGCGCUGAGUGUGAGGAGUGCUCCCUGGCCUGCCAUAAGAAGUGUCUAGAGACGCUGGCUAUCCAGUGUGGCCAUAAAAAGCUCCAAGGCAGACUACACCUGUUUGGUAUAGACUUUGCUCAGGCAGCAAAGAACAGCCCAGAUGGUAUCCCUUUCAUCAUCAAGAAAUGCACAUCUGAGAUUGAAAGUCGAGCCCUCAACAUCAAGGGGAUUUAUCGUGUGAAUGGUGCCAAAUCGCGCGUAGAGAAGCUUUGUCAAGCAUUUGAAAAUGGGAAGGAUCUGGUUGAGCUUUCUGACCUCUCACCUCACGACAUCAGCAACGUCCUCAAACUCUACCUGAGACAGUUACCAGAGCCACUGAUCUUGUAUCGAUACUACAAUGACAUUAUCGGCUUGGCCAAAGAGUGCCAGAGAGUGCUUGUGGAGGAGGCUGAUAAACCCCAGAGCACCCAGACAGGAGAGAAAGGGGGGGCAAGCGUCCAGCUCAACAGAGUCAUUUUCAAAAUCAGAGAUCUUCUCCACCAGCUGCCUACAGCCAACUACAGGACCCUGCGCUUCCUCAUAGCUCACCUGAACAGAGUGACUGAACAGGCAGAGGAGAACAAGAUGACUGCGAGUAACCUGGGCAUCAUCUUUGGCCCCACACUGGUCAAGCCGAGACAGACGGACGCCGAGGUGUCCCUGUCCUCCCUGGUAGACUACCCGUACCAGGCGCUGAUGGUGGAGCUGCUGGUGCGACACUUCCAAAAGAUCUUUGACAUAUCGCUUCUGUCUGGUUCUGACAUCACCUCGUCUGGCCAGGCGUCCCCCAGACUCACCCCCCAAGAGAAGGUGCAGCGGCUCAGCAGACACUCCGCCUCCCUGAUGGACAUCAAAGAGAGUGCCAGAGUGUACAAAAGAUACUCAUCAGUGAUCCCAUCCUCACACAUCAUGGAUGAGGUUCAGGAGGUCCAGCCAGGAACAGACAGGACAGAGGUCUCAGCUCUGGACAGACUCAAUGGGAUCCAGACAUCAAGUGAAGAAGUCCAGAGGUCUACCUUAGUGUUUGGCCGUCCCAGCACCACCAUCCCCUCCACCACCACCGUGGCACCAAAGGUCCAGCUACGCACCCAUCGCCCCAGACAUGUAUCUCGACCGAUCAGCAUGCCGCUGGAGCGCUUGCCCGCCCCCGCCCAGAUCAGCGAGAGGAAUUAUCGCAACACUGCUGCUAAAGUUGAUACAAGCUCAGCUGAGCGGGAGUCUGUCUCUGAAACCAUACAGGAGAUACCGGAGCCGGAAAAGGCUCGCCAAAGUGGCUCAUCGAGAGUUAGCACCUAUUACAUCACUCCUUUCAUCGACACACAGACGAUGCAGAGAAGAACGUGGGACAGGAAGUACAAGCACUAUGAUGUCACACCCAGGACUGCUAUGAUUGUGGCCAACCUGCCACCAGCCAGCUCUGGAGUACAACCUGUAAAGGCAACAAUGCCUGUCACUGUGAGCACAGCGCUAACCACAGCCACUACCACGAGUAGUGUGAGCACCAUGUUCUCCAGCAACCCCUACACCGUGUCAGUCAAGCCUGGCUGGACUUCUAAAAGGGAAAAUGACACAAAUAAUCCAGUCAGUGAGUCCAGCAGCUCACCAAAACUUCCGCUAACACUCAGGGCACCGAGAACUCUGCAGCCUCCCCCUGGAACUUUCUACAAGCCCCCUGUUUCCAUUAACAGCAGAGCUAGGACGCUUCCAAACUGGACUACAACUGUUACUACCGUCACCACCACCUCAUCGCUCGCCCCCACCAACCCCGCCCAGGUAGUCACCACGUCCCCUGCCCUUACAAGCCCCCCACAGAAACGGCUCCAAACACAGGACUCCACCGACAGCGCCAUUGACCCCGGGGUCUCGACCUCUGCUACCCUUUCGCCCCCACAGUCCCCACCCCCCAGCAGCCCUGACGACCUCAGCCCCAGUGAGGCGAAACCCGUCUACCAAAGACUGCGACCUCGACGGCUGCAGGAGCUUGAACACAGAGAGGCCCAUUUUGUCUGACGCCAAAAAAAACCCCACAUUUUAUCUGUAAAUCUUAAUGUAUCUGUGCCAUAGUGUAUACUGGGAAUAAAACAUUUUUUAUCAUACAAGCUAGGCGAAAAUGGAGUCCUGUGAAAAUAAACCAUGAAAGUGUUAUAAGUACUAAUAUAUUGUAUUUUACAUGUUCAAUGUCAAAUGUGGUUGGUUUCCCAAACAUUCAAAACAAGAAAAUACGUGUGAUGCCAACAUCGAAUGUUUAGUAUCACAUUUUAAAAUAACAAAUACAUACUUUUUUAUGUCAAAGAAUAUUUGCCAACCACAAAUUGACAUCUGUCUGUAAAGAAUUAUAAGUCUAUCAUUUUCUUUGUUUCAAUUGAACCUUUAAGUUCAUGUACAAUGUUUGAUUUGUUAUGAAAUUAUAUUUUAUUGUAAUCACACAAUGCACUUAACGCAGGUUCAAAUUCUAAUGUUGCCUUUAUUGUUAAAAAUGUCCUUAAUUUUGUAUUUUAUUCCACAAGGAACGGAUGGAAGUAUUUUUAACAUGAGGUUAUCAGUUUUAAAGAGUUCAACAUUUUUACCUUUUAAAUUUGUCCUUUGUUGCCUGUGAUUGGUACAUCUUUUCUCAGUAUGUAAACCAUAUGUAUCUGUUUACGUUUUUUAUAUCCAUUCAUACAUACUGCAUGUUCGUCACAGUCGUUUUGUCUCAUCGCAUUAUUGUGACUAUACAGAAGAAAAAAUGACAUGCAACAGUGCUUGCUGCAAAUUAAAAAUGUAGUUGUUA
Molecule: messenger RNA, 5209 nt
Organism: Centropristis striata (black sea bass)
Lineage: Eukaryota; Metazoa; Chordata; Actinopteri; Perciformes; Serranidae
Product: rho GTPase-activating protein 29-like
Exons: 22
Coding region: 301-4449 (1382 amino acids)
Biological process (GO): activation of GTPase activity; signal transduction
Cellular component (GO): cytoplasm
Molecular function (GO): GTPase activator activity
Source: RefSeq, a predicted model, not a curated record